AUGGGUGCUAAAUCUGUGGAUACUCCUAUGGAUCCUAAUUCCAAACUUCUGCCAAGUCAAGGGAAGCCUCUUUCUGACCCAGAGAAGUAUAGGAGAUUGGUUGGGAAGUUAAACUAUCUUACUGUCACUCGUCCAGACAUCUCUUAUGCAAUCAGUGUGAUUGUAGGUUACUUUUAUGCAGAUUGGGCAAGUUCUCCUGUUGAUAGAAGAUCUACUUCUGGCUAUUGCAUUCUUAUUGGAGAGAAUUUGAUUUCUUGGAAAAGUAAGAAGCAAAGCGUAGUUGCCCGCUCAAGUGCGGAAGCAGAAUAUCGAGCCAUGGGUUUAGCCACAUGUGAACUUAUCUGGCUGAAACAACUUUUUAAAGAACUGAGAUUUGGAGAUAUUACACAAAUGACACUUAUUUGUGAUAAUUAA
Abrus precatorius (Indian licorice) is the source of this 414-nucleotide messenger RNA. RefSeq lists its product as uncharacterized. NCBI's taxonomy places the organism in Eukaryota, Viridiplantae, Streptophyta, Magnoliopsida, Fabales, Fabaceae. Bases 1 to 414 code for a protein of 137 amino acids. The record is from RefSeq and is a predicted model, not a curated record. The transcript has 2 exons.